AUGGCUGCUUUCAUCAAGGCCGCCAACGCCAAGAUCCGGGCGAACCCGAUGCUCGACUACGUCUGCUCGACACACUUCUGGGGCCCCGUGUCAAACUUCGGUAUCCCCGUCGCGGCCGUUCUCGACACCAAGAAGAGCCCUGACCUGAUCUCUGGCCAGAUGACGGGUGCUCUCUGCGUGUACUCGGCCACCUUCAUGCGCUACUCGCUGGCCGUCUCGCCACGCAACUGGCUGCUGUUUGGCUGCCACUUUGUCAACGAGGCCGCGCAGCUGACCCAGAUGUACCGAUACAUGUCGUACCACCACUGGGGUGGAAAGGAGAAGCUGGGUCUGGAGGAUGGCGUGGAGAAGGCCAAGGAGGGUGUGCAGAAGGUGGAGGACAAGGUGAAGAGCGCGGUCGGCAAAUAA
Molecule: messenger RNA, 408 nt
Organism: Emericellopsis atlantica
Lineage: Eukaryota; Fungi; Ascomycota; Sordariomycetes; Hypocreales; Bionectriaceae
Product: UPF0041 domain-containing protein
Exons: 3
Coding region: 1-408 (135 amino acids)
Biological process (GO): pyruvate import into mitochondria
Cellular component (GO): mitochondrial inner membrane
Source: RefSeq, a predicted model, not a curated record